AUGCGUGAAGGGCCCCUUCCGGUCAGUGUCGCCCUCCCGCAUGCGCACGUGCGGGCAGGGGGUGGGUGGACGCGCGGAGGGCGCGGCUCCUCCCGCGGCGCGCACGUGCGUGAGGCGGCUCGCGUGGCGCCCCCCGGCGGCGGCGGCGCGAUGGAGCUGGAGGCGGCGCGGCGCGCGGUGCUGGCGGCCGUGCGGGGCACGCGCGCCGCCGACCUGCCGCGCCUGCUGCACUGGAUGCGCAACGCCCAUGACUUUGAUGAGCUUGUGGUGAGUAACAAUGAUGUUGUGCUCAGAAAUAUCGCUGAAGAUUUGCGGAAUCGUUUACCCAUCGAGGCAAUGUUUACUUCAGAACAUCAAGCUGUUCAGAAAAUACACCAGCAUCCACUGCCCAUGAUUCAUGUUGAUGCAUUCCUUUAUGAUGAUGAUGUUGUUGAUUCAUUGUGUGAGGAGGGGAAAAUGAGUAGGAGCUACUGCACACAGUGUGGCUCAUACAAAACUGCAUCUCUAGAGUUUAUUUCGCAUUCCUUUUCCCUCAUGGAACUGAAGUUUCUUUAUCAACAUGUACUGCCUGACCUGACAGGAAAGGUAGUGGUUGACGUUGGCUCCAGGCUUGGUGCAGUGCUAUUUGCGGGUUAUCUUUAUAGCUCAGCUUCCCAGCUGUAUGGAGUAGAAAUGAAUGCAGACUUUUGCCAGUUGCAAGAAAUGAUGAUUACAAAGUAUGAGUUCAUUGACAGAAUAAAGGUGGUUCAUGCAGACAUCUGUACUCAGCCUUCACUUCUGCAGAAGGCUGAUGUUGUUGUAAUGAAUAAUGUCUUUGAAUAUUUUCUUGACAGACAGGAACAAGCCAGAGCUUGGGAAUUUAUUGCCUGUAAUGUAAGGAAAAGAGGGUCCUUAUUAGUGACAGUUCCAAGUCUUGAGGAAUCACUUUCAAAGCUCCAGACAGAUGUACAGCUCAGUCAGUGGGUCGAAGAGGUGCAGCUAAACUAUGAUGUGUAUAUGGAAAAGGAUGUUGACAGAGAAGCACUCGAACAGAUACAUUUAUACAAGAUCCUCUAGUACCUGGAUAUUCUGGGCCUAAAAUGAAUUUGGAUUGAUUUGUGUGAAUAAAUCCAGUCAAAAUCCAUAUUGUGGUUAAUUUGAGUCAUAUAUGUGGUUUUUAAUGAAAAAGAGUCUUUUGAAACAUGUUUUCUUACAGAGUCAUUUUGUCUUAACAUGGUAUUUUGACUUUUAACUAGGAGAUAUCCUCAUGGUUUAUCUUUUCCAGAAAUGUUAAAAAGAGCAUCUGCAUAGUAAUGCUAAAAGAACUUUUGGUCAGUAGCAUUGUGCACUGCCAAUGUUUGCUAAAUAUAUCAAACCUAAGAAUAGGGAAUCCUUGUAAAUGUGAAUGAUAAGAAUGCAUUCAGCAUAAUGUUACAUGAAAGCUGUAGUGCUGUUUCAUUUUCGUAUAAACCACUUAUUAUUAUCAGUAAUAAUAUUUAUUAACAGUAUUAUCUUUGGUGUUCCUCCUAUGGAAUUUGUAGGUUUUCUUUCCAGAGUCUGCUUGAUAGCCAGAUUAUUUACUGGCAUAUGUUAUGAGGGAGGCAAGUUCAUCUAUUUAGUUAGUUGUCCUUAAGGUGGGUAUUAAUAUAAAAUACUGAAGGACACCAAGGAGUCAUGGAGAAUUAAUACAGCAAGUCCAGGAUGAUGGAACUCUUUUCCUGCACUUCUGCUGCAGAUGGUAGGAAGUAUAAUAAAGGGUUAAGAAGCUGAAAAUUCUGAACAGGUGUCACAGCUUAGAAGAGACUUGGUGGUGGCGUAAAACAGUGGAAAUUCGUAACAGAGCCUCCUCAGGGAGAAAAGAUCCACAUACGCCCACCACAUUUAUAUUUAGAUUUUAUAUUCUAAGGAUGCAAAGCUUUUAGUCAGCUGAAGAAUGUUUCAGGUUU
Poecile atricapillus (Black-capped chickadee) is the source of this 1925-nucleotide messenger RNA. RefSeq lists its product as uncharacterized. The record is from RefSeq and is a predicted model, not a curated record. Bases 1 to 1056 code for a protein of 351 amino acids. The transcript has 8 exons. Lineage: Eukaryota; Metazoa; Chordata; Aves; Passeriformes; Paridae. Gene Ontology annotation, molecular function: S-adenosylmethionine-dependent methyltransferase activity.